Messenger RNA from Solea solea (common sole), 5608 nucleotides. RefSeq names its product myosin-1-like. Gene Ontology annotation, molecular function: microtubule binding; dynein light intermediate chain binding. Lineage: Eukaryota; Metazoa; Chordata; Actinopteri; Pleuronectiformes; Soleidae. The record is from RefSeq and is a predicted model, not a curated record. Gene Ontology annotation, cellular component: centrosome; cytoplasm. Gene Ontology annotation, biological process: cytoskeleton-dependent intracellular transport; cytoplasmic microtubule organization. Bases 18 to 3887 code for a protein of 1289 amino acids. The transcript has a single exon.
AUAAAAUUCAACAACUGAUGUCUGAGAACAAUACCCUGAAAGGUGAACUUAAGGAUGCCCUAACAGAGCAAGCUUAUGAGGCUGCCAACACUCAGCAACAGACUUCAGACUUGAUUUUAGAGAACAAGAACCUGCAAGGUAAACUUGAAGAUGCUCUUAAUGAAAGACUGCAUGUCUAUGAGGACGCUGCCUGUCAGCAGCAGAAGGAUGCAAAUAUAAUCCAACAACUGUCUUCUGAGAACAAGAGCCUUCAAGGUAGACUUGAAGAUGCUCUCAAUACAAAAAAGUGUAUGUAUGAGGCUGCUGUCUGUCAGCAGCAGAAGGACGCAGAUAUAAUCCAACAACUGUCUUCUGAGAACAAGAGCCUGCAAGGUAAACUUGAGGAUGCUCUUAAUGAAAGACUGCAUGUCUAUGAGGGCGCUGCCUGUCAGCAGCAGAAGGACGCAGAUAUAAUCCAACAAUUGUCUUCUGAGACCAAGAACCUGAAAGGUAAACUUGAAGAUGCUCUGAAUGAGGGACAGUGUAUUCAUGAGGAUGCUGCCUGUCAGCAGCAAAUAGACACUGAUAGAAUCCAUCAACUGACUUCAGAGAACAAGAACCUUAAAGCUAAACUUGAGGAUGCUCGGAAUGUGACUGAACAAGGUUAUAAGGCUGCUGACACUCUGCAACAGAGAGAUACAGAUUCAGAUCAUCUGAUUAAUGAAAACCAACAACUUGCUUCAAACAACGGUCUGCGAGGUAAACUAGAAGAUGCUCUGAAUGAGCGGUUGCUUGCUUAUGUGGCUGCUGCCUCUCAGCAGCAGGAGAACAUAGAUAAAAUAAACCACCUUUCUCAUGAAAGCCAACAAAUGGCAUCUGAGAACAAGAAGCUGCAAGGUAAAUUUGACGAUGCCUUGAAAAUGGCCCAUCUGACAAAUAAAAUCCAACAACUUGAUUGUGAGAACAAGAGGCUGCAAUGCAAUCUUAAGGACACCCUGGGUGCUUGUGAGGAUGCUAACUCUCAGCAGCAGGAGUACACAGAAAGAACUGACCAUCUGACAAAAGAAAUUAAAAAACUGACUUCUGAGAACAAUAGGCUGCAGGGUAAACUUGAGGAGGCCCAGAAUGAGGAACAGCGUGCUUAUGAGGCUGCUGAUGCUCAGCUGUGGAAGGACACAGAUAAACUGAACCAUACGAAUGAAAUCCAAAAACUUGCUUCUGAGAACAGCAGGCUCCAAGGUAAACUUGAGGAGGCCCAGAAUGAGAAAGAAUGUGCUCAUGAGGCUGCUCAAGCUCAGCAGCAGAGAGAUGCAGAUAAACUGAACCAUCUCAAUGACGAAAACAAACUACAAACGUCUGAGAACAACAGGCUUCGAGGUAAACUUGAGGAGGCCCAGAAUGAGAGACAGCAUGCUUAUGAGGCUGCUCAAGCUCAGCAGCAGAAGGACGCCGAUAAACUGAACUGUCUAAAUAAUGAAAACAAACAACUGGCUUCUGAGAACAACAGGCUGCAAGUUAAACUUGAAGAGGCCCAGAAUGAGAAACAAUAUGCUCACGAGGCUGCUGAUGCUCAGCAGCAGAGAGAUGCAGAUAAACUAAAUCAUCUGUCUAGUAAAAUCCAACAACUGGCUUCUGAGAACAACAGGCUCCGAGGUAAACUUGAGCAUGCUCUAAAAGAGAAACAGCGUGCUUAUGAGGCUGCUAACUCUCAACAGCAACAAGAUGCAUAUAAACUAAACCAUUUGACCUAUGAAAACCAACAACUGGCUUCUGAGAACAAGAGGCUGAAAGGCAAACUUGAUGAUGCCCUGAAUGAGAGACAGUGUGCUUAUGAGGCUGCUAAUGCUCAGCAACGGAAGGAUGCAGAUACACAGGAAAGUCUAACUAAUGAAAUCCACCAACUGGCUUCUGAGAACAACAGGCUGCAAGGUAAACUCGAGGAUGCCCUGAAUGCGAGACAGUCUGUUUAUGAGGCAGUUCAAGCUCAGCAACAGGACGACACUGAUAAACUGGACCAUCUGACAAAUGAAAUCCAAAAACUGGCCUCCGAGAACAACAGGCUUCGAGGUAAACUUGAGCAUACCCUGAAUGAGAGACAGCGUACUUAUGAGGCUGCUAACGCUCAGCAACAGAAGGAUUCAGAUAAAUUGAACCAUCUGACAAAUAAAAUCCAACAACUGGCUUCGGAAAACAACAGGCUCCGAGGUAAACUUGAGCAUGCCCUGAAAGACAAACAACGUGCCUGUGAGGCGGCUAACUAUCAGGAGCAACAAGAUGCAUAUACACUAAACCAACUGACUCAUGAAAACCAAGAACUGGCUUCUGAGAAGAAGGGACUGCAAAGCAAACUUGAGGAUGCCCUGAAUGAGAGACAGCGUGUUUAUGAGACUGCUAACAUUCAGCAACAGAAGGAUGCAGAUACGCUGAACCAUCUAAAUAUUGAAAACAAUCAAUUGGCCUCUGACAUCAACAGGCUGCAAGGUAAACUUGAUGAUGCCCUGAAUGAGAGACAGUGUGCUUAUGAGGCUGCUCAAGCUCAGCAGCAGAGGGACACAGAUAAACUGGACCAUCUGACCAAUAAGAUCCAACAACUGGCUUCUGAGAACAACAGGCUCCGAGGUAAACUUGAGCAUGCCCUGAAAGAGAAACAACAUGUUUAUGAGGCUGCUAACUCUCAACAGCAACAAGACGCAUACAAACUAAACCAUCUGACUCAUGAAAACCAACAACUGGCCUCUGAGAAGAGGAGGCUGCAAAGUGAACUUGAUGAUGCCCUUAAUGAGAGACAACAUGCUUAUGAGGCUGCUCAAGCUCAGCAGCAGAGGAAUGUAGAAAAACUUGACCAUCUGAGCAACAAAAUAGAGCAACUGGCCUCUGAGAACAACAGGCUGCAAAGUGAACUGUACGAUGCCCUGAAAGAGAGAAGGUGUGCUUAUGAAGCUGCUGAUGCUCAGCAGCAGCAGGACGCAGAUAGAUUGGCACACCUGUCUCUAGAAAUCCAAAAAUUGGAUACUGAGAACAAAGGGCUGCAAGGUAAAGUUGAGGAGGCCCUACAUGAGAGCCAUCUUGCUCAGAAGCAGCAGCGAGAUGACAGAGAAGCUUGCAUUAGACUUGAGGGGAAAGUUAAGAUGCAGAAAACCCGCUUCCUAAGGGUGUGUAAAAAGUUUGAGACACAAAAGAAAACCUCUGCAGCCUUAAGAGGCAAGUUGUUUGACAUGCAGACCCUCAAGAUGGAGAAUGACAACAUAAGGGCUAAAUUAAAGGAUAUGGAGAUGGACCAUAACAGAAUGCUAUCUAAACACCGCUCCUUCUCUAAGCAUCAUAAAGAUAUGAUGUCAAAAAAGGAUGGUAUCAUUACUGACACUCAAGCUAUCAUUACUAAGCUGGAGGUUACCAUAAAUGAACUCAAAGUACAUCAGUCAGAGUACAACACACAACAGGCCAAAUUCGAGGAAGUCCUGAGACAAGAAAAGACACAAAGUGCAGUCUUGAAGGAGCAAACUCAUCAAACUGCUUCUGCUCUUGAAAAAGAAAGAGCCACUUGUGAGCAGUACAAUAUUAAGCUCAAGGAAGCUUCAAGAAAGCUCAUGAAAACACUGGAGGAACAGCAGCAACUGGCCGAGGCCCUCCAAAAAUCUCAAGACAGCUUCAAAUGUCUUCAGGAACAAUUUCAGGCCGAGUCGAGCGUUCAAGCCAAAUACAUAAAUGAUAUUGAGCUCAGGUUCCGAAACCACAAAGUUGCUUUGGACGAGGCUAGAAAGGCUCUACUGAACCUGCAGAAUGAAUACACAGACUUAACGAGGAAGCACAACGACAUCAACUCAAAUUACCAUGAGCUGCUCAAAUCUCACAGUUCCCUCCAAAAAAGAUACAAGAAGCUCAGCUAUGGAAAGAUUGGAUUAGAUUAGAUUAUCCCACAGUUUAGAGUAGCAAUAUGUUCUGAUGCAGUAAAAUGGGGGAACCCCUGAGGGUUUUUUUUUUUAACCUCAGUUCUCCCCAAAAUUGAUACACAUGAAGGAUGUUGACCCAUCUGGUCUUAAUGUGAAUCAGUCUGACCCUUGACCCUAAACUCAACAGUUGGCGAUGAUUUGAUAUCUAUCAAGAAACAUAAACAUCGAUUCCAUUCAGGUGUUACUUUUUGUUAUGGGAAAAGGAUUUGGUUCUGUUGUGUUCAUUUUCUACCACUUUGUCCUCCACGGGAGUCGCAGGAAGAGCUUGAGCCAAUCCCAGCUGAUUUAAGGUAAAAAGCAGGGUAAAUCCUGGACAGGCCAUCAUAGGUCCAACAUACAGAGAGGAACAACCAGAGGCCUCUGGGACCCUCACACCUAUGGCCAGUUUAAAUUUUAUAAAUUAACCUAAUCCCCUAAUCUGCACGUUUUUGGACUGUGGAUGGAGGCAGGAGAACCUAGAACCUGUGGGAACACGGGGAGAACAUGCUAACUCAACACAGAAAGGCCCUCGGUCCGAACUGGCGACCUUCUUGCUGUGAGGCACUACACCGUGUGGCCCUAGAAGAAGUCGAAUCUAUGAAAUGAUCGCUGCUUGACUCCAUUGGUAUUUUUCAUAAAAGACCAUAUUUUAUUUUGUUUUUUCCAUUUUGUGAAACAUGAAAAAGGAAAUUAUUUCUGAAAUACUUAGCAAUGGAAAAAAUAGAAUUGGAAUCAGAUUUUUUGGGUCAAAAUAAAAAAGCACAUCAGAAACAUCUAUUACCUCAUUUUUGUAACAUCUGUAGUGUUUCAGUAAAAAAACAUGAUAGCAGCAUAAAUACAUAAGCCAAUCAUUCUGGCUAAGAAGCUAGAGUUUAUUGUAUUGUAAUUUUUCCACUUUUUCAAUUACUUGUUUAGUCAGUGUUUCACAUACCUCACAACAAUGAUGUUCACAAGUGUCUUGUUUUUGUCUCCUAACCAAAAUCAUUCAGUUUUAAUGAGGUAUAUGGGGCAAAGAAACCAGAAAAUAUUUACAUACCUUACAGAGAACUCAUUCCAAUUAAUUUCCAGAAUCUGAGAAAAAGUAAGAACUUUUUUCCACGGUCCUGAAAUUAAAAAAUUGACUUAAAUCUCAAUUCUUUAAUUUCAGAAUUCUGAGCUACAAGUUUUGGGACUUUUCCAAAAAUAAAGACACACAAAUUUGAAUUUCUGAGAUUUAGGUAUGAAUUUAACCUCAGAAGUCAAAACAAAAUCAUGAGAAUUCUGAGAUGAAAGAAUUCCAGCGCCCCUGAAAUUCCGACAUCGUUUCCUCGUUUCCUGCAGCUUUAACAACGUGAAGUCAUAAAAAAAACAUUAAAAAAAGUCUGACACAGUUUUUUGCAGCAUUUUCUCUUUUAUGGUAUAUAAGAUGGGAAAGUUCCACGCAUCAGUCCGUCACGAUACUCACUUACUGUGUCUUUAUUAGUUACACUUUUAUUUAUUUACUAUUUACAUCCACUUUGUUAUAUAAAUAUAUUACAUUGAUUUCAGAAAAGCCGUUGCGUCGAUGCAUAAUAAACAAGCGCUUUAAUAACAACAUGGUUAAAGACGUAGUGGGAGGGGCCUGUGCCGAGUGGGCGAACAUAUGAGAACAUGAAUGUAGAGAAGCUAAAGGCUAAAAAAAAAAAAAAAGAAUAAAGAUGAAAACUGCUGCUCCGUCUCAA